AUGCCUUCCUUCUUACAUGCUAGCGAUAGGCGCUGCGCCGAGUUCAUCAUGCACCCCGAUGCGCACCGUGUGCGUCUUCCAAGCGGUUCCGAGCUCUACUUCACACUACCAAUCCACUUGGACACCCAACAACCCAUGCCGCCCCAAGAUCUCGAAGCGCUUGCUGCAUACCUAGAGCGGACUCCACCACACCCCUCAGAAGGACCAAGCGGUCCCACUCACCAGAAUAACCUCGAAGUGCGAAGUCUCAUCAGCGACUGGCUCCAAGGCUCCCAGUACCUCGACGACUUGGAGAUGUACGCGUGGGAGUCUGGUCAUGGCUUUCCGAUAUUUGAUGAAUUCGGCAUGCCAGUUGACUUCCAGUGGGUGUGGGAUGUUAUCGCUUUUGAGGGAGGUGAGGAGUUGGUCUCCCGUUAUGUCGAAUAUAUCAACGAUUCUGCUGAGCUGCACGCACAAGCUCAUGCCGAAGACCAUCAUGAGUCCGCUCCCACAGACCCUGCUACUCGCGUAUCUCACAUGCCUCCUCCCGGUUCUCCGCUCGAGCAACCUCAACAUCACCGCUUCGGCCGGUUCCGUGUGGCAACCCAGUCCGACGGACCCGUCUCCGUAGGUGGAGCUGACUUUGCAAACAUGGACGAUUGUCUGGCAUUCCUGGAUACCCUUACCGACAUCGAAGCGAAGUUGCUCAGUAAGAAUAUCAUACAGUUGGAAGGCGAUAGCUCCACUGGGUUGCGCAUGGUACCUGGACCGAAUGCGAAAUUUCUCCCUGAGCGAGCUUCGCAGGCUAAGAAGGAACCUGUCCAAAUUCACGCGUCUCCGGCUGACCAUCGAAUCCGUCAUGUGCAUGUCCAACAAGCAGACCUACAACCUGCUCAGAUCCAAACCAUCGCAGCUAAUCCUCCAAGCCGUAAUAUAAUCAUUCGCCAAGAAGACCAAGGACCACAACCCAUUGUUUUCCUUCACAAGAACCCCGUCAAACAAGAAAAGAAGCCCAUCCAAGAGCAGAAAUUAACCUUCAAACGCGUAGCAUCACCACCUAAGCAGACCGUCGCCGCCGAGCUCGACCCCUUCCGCUUCUACGGCCGGGAACUUACACACGAAGCACGAAACCAAGCUGCCAACGACCAGAGGCUGAUCGAAGAGCUUCAAAGCCUAUGGAAUGAGUCCCAAAAUCUAGCCGAUAAUUACCACCAAGUUUCCGGCACGCCCCCUACUUGGCAUGCCAAAGAUCCACGGAAGGCCUAUAACAAGGUAGUAACAAUUGAUCUGCGCGGGCAGGACGCACCCGGAUUCCGACCUCUAUUCCCGCUCUCCGACGUGAAGCCUUCCAAGGAGUCCACUCUCGCUCACAAGUCUACCCCCGCACCCAAGACCGCCCACUUCAUCUCUGCAGAUGCGCGUCGCAAAGUCUUCGGCGCCGAACCAAGUGCUCAUCGCAGUGUGUCUUUCCAAGAGCCUACUCGUCUGCCCAUGCGCCCGAGGGUGACUGGUAUAUCUCCAAGCCACGGUGCUGUUGUCGACGACCCGGCGCACCGUAUGUGUGGAACAAAUGCGCAUCAGGCGCGUGCGGAGGAUAGCCCAGAAGAUUCGCCGAGGCCAGCUUCCGGUGGUUCGUGGAUGGAUGUUUUUGAAGAGUUGAUGUCUUGA
This is a messenger RNA of Alternaria hordeiaustralica, 1647 nucleotides long. RefSeq lists its product as uncharacterized. The transcript has a single exon. Lineage: Eukaryota; Fungi; Ascomycota; Dothideomycetes; Pleosporales; Pleosporaceae. The coding region runs from base 1 to 1647 and encodes 548 amino acids. The record is from RefSeq and is a predicted model, not a curated record.